UAGCUCUCCUAACCUCUAUCCCCUUUUGCUUCCUUCUGUUCUUAGUGACAAUAGAAAAUAGUUCAACUCAGCCUUCUCAUAGCUCCUUUUAUUCUUGUGACUGAGGGGAAGAAGGAACAAGGUAGUAGUCUCCAACAUUUUAUGGUGAGGAGCUGCUGAGCCUUUGAUUGGGGAGGGGUGGGGGUGGAUAAGAAUGAUCCUUUCAAAGCAGUACCCACCUCAUACCACAAUGCUUAAAAUGCUAGUGAGCCUUAGGGAAAAAAAGCAUGAUGUGUUGGGGACCCUUUGAGUAAGACAUUGGAAGGAUUUAUUCCUGAGAGGUGAUUGGAAAGGGAGCUUUAUGUCUCUUAAAGGGUUUCUUUUCUGGAAGAUGGUGACCAGUUUACCUCCAGCUCCUCUAGGAUCGAAGCCAAAGAAUGUGGGCUGAGAUUGCAGCAGGAGAGAUGGAGGUUAGAUAUCUGGGAAAACCUUCCAGUGCUUGAGAGGUUUGAGAACUUGGAAUAGGAGAAGGAAGCUAACAUGUUUUCAAGGUCUCUUUAGAACCUCUGAAUCAGAGAGGAACAAUGUGAACAGAAAGCUAUGUGGAAAAGUAGAUGGCUUCUCAUUGGGGUGGAGCAAUUAGGGAAUUUCUGAUCCAUGGGGACUCUAAUCCCAAUGUUGACUCCUAUAUAUGUGCCUCUUUUCCCUUCCACAGUUGCCGCAGAUGACCCUGAAUCUUCUGGCCUCCCCCCCCACUUGCUUCCCUCCCCGUGGUCCCCCACUCUCCGUUUCAUCUGGCUCAUCAUGAAUGGUGCCCCUUCCCCUGAGGAUGGGGCUUCCCCUUCUCCUCCCCCUCUGCCACCACUGCCGCCACCACCACCACCACCACCACCACCACCUCCUCCUCCUCCCAGUUGGCGGGAAUUCUGUGAAUCCCACGCUCGAGCGGCAGCCCUGGACUUUGCCCGGCGCUUCCGCCUCUACUUGGCUUCCCAUCCCCAAUAUGCAGGUCCUGGGGCUGAGGCAGCUUUCUCACGACGCUUUGCUGAGCUCUUCUUGCAGCACUUUGAGGCAGAGGUGGCUCGGGCCUCAGGUUCCCUUUUGUCAUCUGGCCCAAUCCCUUUGAGUCCUGGUACGGAAACUUUAUCUCGUGAUCUUUCCCUGGAGAGCUGCCGGAACAGUGGUCCUCUGACUGUGCUGGGUCCUUCCCGAUCUUCUGAAGACUUAGCUGGCCCCCUCCCUUCCUCAAUCUCUUCAUCCUCUUCAAAGCCUAAACUGAAGAAACGUUUCUCCCUCCGCUCUGUGGGCCGAUCAGUACGAGGCUCAGUUCGAGGGAUCUUGCAGUGGCGGGGAGCUGGUGAUCCCCCCUCACCAGUGGGACCCUUGGAGACAUCUUCCUCUGGACCACCUGUCUUGGGUGGAAACAGCAACUCCAACUCCUCUGGUGGGGGUGGUAGCACCAAUGUGGGGCCAACUAGCAGUGGGACAUCCCCUGGGGAAAGAUGGACUCACCGAUUUGAGAGGCUGAGACUAAGUAGGGGAGGGGGACCCUUAAAGGAUGGGGCAGGGACAGUGCAAAGGGAGGGCCUGCUGAGCUUCAUGGGAACAGAGGAGGCAGCUCUUGGUGGAGGAGAAGGUCGAGGGGGAGGAGGAACUGGAACUUCAUCUGGGGGUGGGGGACCACCAAGGUGGCAGAAGUGUCGCCUGCUGCUUCGGAAUGAGGGGGAAGGAGAUGGAAGUCGGCUGGAGUUCUAUAUCCCACCUAAGGCAUCCCGACCCCGGAUCAACAUCCUGUGUUCUACCAUCACAGAUGUCCGGACAACCACAGCUCUGGAGAUGCCUGACAGGGAAAACACCUUUGUGGUUAAGGUGGAGGGUUCUGUGGAGUAUAUCCUGGAGACAGCUGAUGCCCUGAAUAUGAAGGCCUGGGUGUCUGAUCUACAGGAUUGCCUGAGCCCAGGUUUACCUUUUGACUUCCCUCUUUCCAUUUUCUUUCCUUUGAACCUUGGGACUUCAUUCCCUGCCAGGGAGAACACAGACAACCUGGAACUAUCCUGCCUCAACCAUUCAGAGAGUCUGCCCAGUCAGGAGCUGCCUUUGGGACCUAGUGAGAGCAACGAGCACCUGUCUCAGGGGGCAUAUGGGGGCCUCUCGGAUCGUCCCUCAGCUUCUAUCUCCCCCAGCUCUGCCUCCAUUGCUGCCUCCCAUUUUGACUCAAUGGAACUACUGCCUCCAGAGUUGCCCCCCCGAGUCCCUAUUGAAGAGGGGCCCCCAUUGGGAACAACUUACCCCCCACCAGCCCCUUACCCUCCCCCGAACACUCCAGACACCACAGGUUCGUUCCUGUUCCAGGGGGAGUCAGAUGGAGGUGAUGGGGACCACCCCCUUUCAGAGUACCCUUGGUUCCAUGGGACCCUCUCCCGACUCAAGGCUGCCCAGCUAGUGUUGGCAGGGGGUGCUGGCAGCCAUGGUGUCUUUCUGGUACGUCAGAGUGAGACGAGGAGGGGGGAGUAUGUCCUCACAUUCAACUUCCAGGGCAAGGCCAAGCACCUUCGUCUAUCCCUGAAUGAGGAUGGUCAGUGCCGGGUGCAGCACCUCUGGUUCCAGACGGUCUUUGACAUGCUGGAGCAUUUCCGGGUCCACCCCAUUCCUCUGGAGUCUGGGGGCUCCAGUGAUGUUACCCUCGUCAGCUAUGUCGUGGCCUCCCAGCGGCUACAAGGCAGGGAACGGGCAGGGAGCCGAGCUGGGGUGUGUGAGGGAGAUCGCUGCUACCCCGACGCCUCUUCCACCCUCAUGCCCAUCGGAGCGAGUGACUGUGUAACCGAACAUCUCCCAUGAUCCAUCCCAACCUCCUGACCCUGAUUCAAGGGCAGACCCUGCACACCCUGGGGAAGAGGAGUUGAUGGUAGAAGCAUCAGAAGCUUCAGA
Messenger RNA from Gracilinanus agilis (Agile Gracile Mouse Opossum), 2907 nucleotides. It is a transcript of the gene SH2B1, whose product is annotated as SH2B adaptor protein 1. The record is from RefSeq and is a predicted model, not a curated record. Lineage: Eukaryota; Metazoa; Chordata; Mammalia; Didelphimorphia; Didelphidae. Gene Ontology annotation, molecular function: transmembrane receptor protein tyrosine kinase adaptor activity. Gene Ontology annotation, biological process: intracellular signal transduction. Bases 637 to 2817 code for a protein of 726 amino acids. The transcript is spliced from 10 exons. Gene Ontology annotation, cellular component: plasma membrane.